Zalophus californianus (California sea lion) is the source of this 1162-nucleotide messenger RNA. Its product is annotated as ubiquitin-conjugating enzyme E2 N. NCBI's taxonomy places the organism in Eukaryota, Metazoa, Chordata, Mammalia, Carnivora, Otariidae. The record is from RefSeq and is a predicted model, not a curated record. The coding region runs from base 28 to 486 and encodes 152 amino acids. The transcript has a single exon.
CAGAGGCCGAACUCGGGAUCUGACAAGAUGGCCGGGCUGCCCCGCAGGAUUAUCAAGGAAACCCAGCGUUUGCUGGCAGAACCAGUUCCUGGCAUUAAAGCAGAGCCAGAUGAGAGCAACGCCCGUUAUUUUCAUGUGGUCAUUGCUGGCCCCCAGGAUUCCCCCUUUGAGGGAGGGACUUUUAAGCUUGAACUAUUCCUACCAGAAGAAUACCCGAUGGCAGCCCCUAAAGUACGUUUCAUGACCAAAAUUUAUCAUCCUAAUGUAGACAAGUUGGGAAGAAUAUGUUUAGAUAUUUUGAAAGAUAAGUGGUCCCCAGCACUGCAGAUCCGCACAGUUCUGCUAUCGAUCCAGGCUUUGUUAAGUGCUCCCAAUCCAGAUGAUCCAUUAGCAAAUGAUGUAGCGGAGCAGUGGAAGACCAACGAAGCCCAAGCCAUAGAAACAGCUAGAGCAUGGACUAGGCUAUAUGCCAUGAAUAAUAUUUAAAAUCGAUCUGAUCAUCAAGUUCUCCUGUUCUCCUGUUCUGCCAAGACUUCUUCCUUUUUUGUUUGCAUUUAAUGAACACAGUCUUAGAAACAUUACAGAAUAAAAGCCCAGACAUCUUCAGUCCUUUGGUGAUUAAAUGCACAUUAGCAAACCUAUGUCUUGUCCUGAUUCACUGUUGUAAAGCAUGAGCAGAGGCUAGAAGUACCAUCCGGAUUGUUGUGAAACGUUUAAAAGCAGUGGCCCUUCUCUGCUUUUAUUCAUUUCCCCAUCAUGGUUUGAGUAUAAAGCACUGUGAAUGAAGGUAGUUGUCAGGGUUAGCUGCAGGGGUGUGGGUGUUUUUCUUUAUUACUUUUUUUGAGGGGGAGAGGUAGUUUUAUUUUAAUUUUUUGGGCUCCUUUCCCCCCUUUUAUGGUGAUCUAAUUGCAUUGGUUAAAAGCAGCUAACCAGUUCUUUAGAAUAUGCUCUCUAGCCAAGUCUAACUUUAUUUAGACGCUGUAGAUGGACAAGCUUGAUUGUUUGAACCAAAAUGGGAACAUUAAACAAACAUCACAGCCCUCACUAAUACCAUUGUGACUUGCUGUCAAGUGUAGAAUCCUUCCUUCAAGAAAAAGCUUGUGACCAUUUUGUAUGGCUUGUCUGGAAACUUCUGUAAAUCUUAUGUUUUAGUAAAAUAUUU